AUGGUCAAAAACAUAUUAAUCCUUGUUAGUUUAAUGAUUGCCAGCAAAUGUUAUGCGACUGAUACUGGAAAUACUGUCGAUGCUAAAGCUAUUUAUAAUGCUAUCAAACAGAGUCCAACAGAAAUAAAACAAGAAGGAACUGGUUAUAGGCAACUAUCAAAGUUAAUUCCAGGUGUUGUUAAUUGUCGCUUAACACUCCUCGGUUGGGAUGUUUAUGAUUGCUCAUUUGGAUCUACACACCAAGGAUUUAGUUUGAUUGAUCAAGCAUACGAUAUGUUAGAUGUAGAAGAAAUAUUAAUUAAAAGUGAUCAAGAAGGAAAAUGGUACAAAAAAUACGUUGGUGGACUUACAUGCGUUAAAUUAAUAUUCGAAAAACCGAUAUUUGCCAUUGACGUCUUCUAUUACUCAAAAUCAGGCUGUCAAAUUAAGCUUCACAUGGGAAAUAUUGACUUUGAGCAUCUUCCCCUCUAA
Messenger RNA from Didymodactylos carnosus, 471 nucleotides. Lineage: Eukaryota; Metazoa; Rotifera; Eurotatoria; Philodinida; Philodinidae. The record is from the annotation of a GenBank genome assembly.